AUGGCUUCGACGGUGAUUGUUGGAGGCGGCAUAAUCGGCAUCGCCACAGCCUUUUACUUAUCCGAGCAUCAACCAGGUUACACGAUCCACCUUGUCGAGUCAUCUGCUCAACUAUUCGCUUCAGCGUCAGGGUACGCGGGUGGCUUUCUCGCUAGGAACUGGUUUCAUAAAGAUCUUGCCUCUUUAGGAGCACUUAGCUUUGACGAGCAUGAAAGGCUGGCCGAAGAGCACGAUGGGCGCGAGAAGUGGCUGUACGCCAAGUCUGUUACUGUGAACUACGAGCUACCGAGAAGGAAGCCCAAAGGGUUCGGAGGGAAGGACUGGUUAAGCGAAGGUGGAAGCCGUGCGGAUUUAGUAGAAGAGAGAGGUGAAGUGAAGGAUAGGAAUAGUCCACCUUGGCUCAAGCGUGUGAAUGGCGAUGUUCUUAGUUUGGUUGACAAUGGUGAAGGCACAGCCGUUCUUGACCCCCUAAAACUCUGCCAGUUCCUUCUUGAACGGUGCGCUGACUGCCACGACGAGCUGUCCUACCAGGAUACUUGUAUGUGCUGGGGCAUGGACACCGAGUGUCUUGGAGUCUAUGUUUCCAGGGUCACAUGUCAACAUACCAGUCGUGAGCCUUGCAGGUCACUCACUCGUGGUUAA
Fusarium poae is the source of this 642-nucleotide messenger RNA. RefSeq lists its product as uncharacterized. Gene Ontology annotation, molecular function: oxidoreductase activity. Bases 1 to 642 code for a protein of 213 amino acids. Gene Ontology annotation, cellular component: cytoplasm; late endosome. Lineage: Eukaryota; Fungi; Ascomycota; Sordariomycetes; Hypocreales; Nectriaceae. Gene Ontology annotation, biological process: retrograde transport, endosome to Golgi. The transcript is spliced from 4 exons. The record is from RefSeq and is a predicted model, not a curated record.